Messenger RNA from Bombus impatiens (common eastern bumble bee), 1144 nucleotides. RefSeq names its product spindle and kinetochore-associated protein 1. Gene Ontology annotation, molecular function: microtubule binding. The coding region runs from base 263 to 1087 and encodes 274 amino acids. The record is from RefSeq and is a predicted model, not a curated record. Gene Ontology annotation, cellular component: spindle microtubule; mitotic spindle; outer kinetochore. Gene Ontology annotation, biological process: cell division; regulation of microtubule polymerization or depolymerization; mitotic cell cycle. The transcript is spliced from 4 exons. Lineage: Eukaryota; Metazoa; Arthropoda; Insecta; Hymenoptera; Apidae.
UUCAAAUACAGUUUUAAAGCGACCUACAACUGACAAAGAAGAACGGCUAAUUGUGGGUUACCUUAAGUUUUUAAACCGACGCCGACAAGCGCGCCAUUUGUAAACUACGCCGAAUUGAAUUUGAAGUUUAUAAACGGUGAUAGAAAAGUGACCGUUAUUUGUGAUAACAGGUAAUACCUAACAAAUUAUAUCUAUUCUCCCAAGUUAUUCCAUAAACAAUUGUUUUUUAACAAUUUACUAGUUACAAAGCACAUAUAUUAAAAUGUCAACCUCUUACACACUGGAAGAAAUUUUGGAAAGACAAUGUGAAAAAUUGCAAGAUCUUGAAAUUGCAACGAUAUUUGUUAAAAGCAAAGAUGCAAUAAAAGAAGAACUUCUUAAAAUGCGUACAGCAAUCUUGCAGAAAUGUAAUGAUAUAGAAAUCAUGAGGCAAAAAUUGGAUGAAAUAAAGAAGCAGAAUAAUCAAUGUAGAGAAUUAAUGUUACAUAUCAAAGCUGUGAAUAAAAAAAUCAAUCACAUGGAAAAAAAUAUUCCAUCUGAGUUGAUUCAUGAUUAUUAUGAAACUCAAAAUCCCUUAUCAUUAAGAAGCAUGCCGGGAGAGGAAUUCACACCAGUACAUACAGUAAUAAGUGACAAUAGAGAAAAACAAGAGACUCCAAUGAUAGACUGUAAAAAAGUAUUAUUUAACGAACCUGAAGUUUGUCUUAUGAUAUCUUUGAUAGACACGGAUGAGUUCAAUAAAAUCCCAAAGUACAUUAUUGGGAGACAAUCUUUAGAAACAGUCAAUAAUUUUAUAAAUACCAUCAAUCAAAUAUUAAAAGCAAAAUAUAUGUUUUUAUCAUUGGGGAAAGCUCAUGCUAGAAAACAAGGCGAUUUGAAUCUUUAUUUACACUAUAAAAAACAGGAAAUGGACAUCUGUAAUGAUAAUAAAUAUGUAUACUUUUUCACUGGUGAAGAUUAUGAAAGACAAACGAAAUCCAAAUUAGACAAACUCAAAUUAAAUCUAAUGAUAGUUCUACGACAUUGCAAAAGAUUAAGGGAGCACAGGAUAAAAAAUGAUGUCCGAUAUGUAAUAUUACCAAAAUAAUAAUUAAGUUAUAAUUAUAAAUCAGGAUAUUGUGUAAUAAAUGAAUGUUUUAUUGUA